AUGGGCAGCAAACCACAAGAAUUCGUCUUCGUUGAUGGCCCUGCGUUGGCUAGCGGUUCCAACGCACAUUCGCGGAAAAUUAGGUCAGCUCUGAUAAAACGACGUAUCUCUGAAAAGCAAACAAACUAUCGCCGUGAGGAAGCCGCCAGGAGGGAGAAGUUGAUUGGCCAGAGAAAGGUACAGGGAGAACAUCAUCACCCUGCAGUGGAGGAGCUUUGCUCCUGUCGUAGAAAACCCCAGGGCUCUGGUUCCGAUCAAACUCAAAUGAGCCACCAUAGUAGUCCAACAUUCCUCGUCACUAGCGAUGGAGCUACAGUUUGUGGGACCUGCAGUAGACCGAUGUCCCUCAACGGUUUGAGGACCAACCAGAAGACCGAAGAGACCCCCUCGGCCUUCCCAGCUGUGAGUGGAAGGAUGGACCCAUUCUCCCCACUAGAUGCGAGCUGGGGACCGCAAGUUGACAGCCUAGUGCAUUUCGCUUUGACCUUCAUCUGGCCGGCAUUUCGGCAAUCGAACUAUACCGGGAGUUGUUAUCAGGCUUGGAUUCGGCAAUCGUCUCGGAAUAAGCUCUUAAUUUAUAGCACCUUGUGGGCCGCGUCCUAUCACAGAGAUGUAUUACGGAUUAGCUACGGUGCCCCUGACCCGCCGUUAGAGACCAAAGUGCAACUGUACUACAAAGGCCAUGUCUUGAGCACUCUGCACAGCCAUGUGGCUGACUACACAGACGAGACGUGGCGUGACGGCGUCAUCAUGUCUGUCCUAUACCUUGCUGUUAAUGAGCACGUUAAAGAAAAGGUAGCGCGAGACGCGAGUCCAUUCACGCCUCCUUUUGUGGAGUUACAGUCCCUGUCUUUUUAUGGUAGCAGGGAGUAUCAUAGCAUGCACUGGACAUUCAUCCAGACCCUCCUACAUCGUCUUGGAGGGAUCCACUCCAUCAAGCUAUUCGGACUAGGCUGGCUGCUGUCAAUUGCAGAACUAAUGUUCUCUGUCCACUCCUUGACAAAGCCUCAAUAUCCCUUGAUAGACGUACAGGGAAAUGUGUACAAUCUGUCUUCGCCGUUACAUGCCUUUCAAAUUUCACCAGAACGGACGUCUCUUCCUGGAUCGGGAUUCCGAGAGCUUUUAUCGCUUGCGCCACCCGUGAAAGAAAAGAUCGCAAACGUAUUCGCUCACCUGAGUGAAUAUUCGAAUAUAAUACAAUUAUUUUUCGAUCACGACCUGGAUGCUUCAACCCUCGACCUAAUUGCAGACAUUCGGAACCAAGUGCAUCAUGAUUUGUUAAACCUACCAGACGAGCAUGACCCACCUGAUUGCGCUAUCGAACAACCGAAUGACCCUGGCGAUAUCUCUCUGUCUCUCGAGCUCUAUCACACUUGCAGGCUCUCUGCCCUGCUAUACGCGCUCCAUGUCACAUUUCCGGUUCCGAAGUCUUCUUUAUCCCGAGCCAUUAUUGUCCCGCAGCUCACUGAGAAACUUCAUCAUGUUAGUCAGAAUAUGUCUAGUACGCUGCUUCUAUGGUGUACCAUAGUGGCUGCUAUUGCGGCAGAGGAAAUGAUUCAACGCCAAACCCUAGUCCAACUGGCCCACAAAAUCCGUCUAGACUUGCAGAUAUAUGAGCUGACUCACGCUGUUGAAGUACUCCAUUCCUUUGCCUGGGCGGAUGUCGCGUGUUUGGACGGACUCUAUAGGCUUUGGGGCGAAAUCGUCCGGCUUGGUUGA
Aspergillus bombycis is the source of this 1719-nucleotide messenger RNA. RefSeq lists its product as uncharacterized. The transcript is spliced from 3 exons. NCBI's taxonomy places the organism in Eukaryota, Fungi, Ascomycota, Eurotiomycetes, Eurotiales, Aspergillaceae. Bases 1 to 1719 code for a protein of 572 amino acids. The record is from RefSeq and is a predicted model, not a curated record.